AUGAAAGACUACCCGUUCGCUUUGAUAGACAUGGAUGAGGCGCUUCCCAUACCAUUUGGUCUUGUCAGAUAUGUUGUAGCACCUGAUCACCCAGAAGUCAAGGACAUCUCUGUUGCUGAAUCAAAGCCGUAUUAUGACGCAAUCGUCCUAUCAUAUGGAGCAAGUGCGGAAAGAAAUUGGGAAUCAAAGGCGACGACGGAUUGCUGA
Messenger RNA from Paraglomus brasilianum, 207 nucleotides. NCBI's taxonomy places the organism in Eukaryota, Fungi, Glomeromycota, Glomeromycetes, Paraglomerales, Paraglomeraceae. The record is from the annotation of a GenBank genome assembly.